CACUGUGUAUAAAAGCAAGCAAUUAUUUGUUAAUCACUUGUGUCUAUUUAUCGAGGUCUAGAAAACAGUUUUCAGACAAACACGAAUCAUUUCCAUCCUAUUAUUCCGCAACAAUCGUCAUGGCACGCAGACGUUAUCGUGGGCAAAGUGGUGUUGUUUGUGAAGAUGAAGCAUUGCCGUUGGACAUAAAAAAAGAUCCAAAAGAAAAUAUGCAGUUUGUGUUGAAAGAAAUCACUACUCGUAGUAAAAUGAGUGCUGACAAGAAAAUGGGUUAUGUAAAUAAUUUUACAAAGUUAAUUCAAAGCUCUGCUGUUGGUACAGAUUUUGGAUUUUCUCAGGAGGAAAUCAUAAUAUGUUUACGUGUUGCAGUUUUUAACAAUUCGAAAGAAGUGAGAGCCGCUUCUGUGAGGGCUUUGCGUUAUCUUUUUACUGACGAAAACUCGUUUAGCCUCAUGAUGAAACUUAAAAUUGAUAUUCUUAUUGUAAGAUGUCUUGAUAAAAAACAAGACUCUGAAGUCGAGAGAGUUCAAGCUUUGCGUUUUGUACGAAAGGUUGUCGCAGUUUGUUCGCAUCUGUUUCCAAUGUCGUUUGCACAAUGUCUUGUUGCAAUAGCUGGUGAUAAGAGUAAACCACAAGAUAGACUGAGUCGAGCUUGUUUGGCAACGUUGUGUGAACUUGCUGUGAGUAAUGUUAAAGUGGCGUCCUACUGUGGAGGAAUCAACACAAUCAUUACCAGUAUUCUUGAUUCUCAGGUGCAUAGAAUGAAUGAAUGUCUUGUAUUGACUUUGUUAUUUCUAAUGAAUUCUCCACUUACAAGAUGUUAUGUGCGUCCGGACGUUGGUUUGGAGGGUAUUUUGGCUCCUUUUACUGACCUGCAUUAUAAUCAUGGUACUGAAAUUCCUGAAUCUCAAAUCAGGGAAGAUCGUGAGUCGCGAUUACAGGCUAGUAAAAUGGCGAUGUCUACUGUUUUUAAAACAUGGCCAGGAAUAAUAUAUUUAUGCAAACCCGAUGGAAAUGGACUUCAAUCAAUACUGCAGAUAUUUUGCAUACCUGAUGAACUAAUUAAGCGCCACAUAAUGGAUGUAUUAAUGGAUGUGUUCAGACUUCCAAUUCCUGAAUGGACAGACGAUUUUGCUGUUGCGUUAAAAAGUAUUGAUCCACGACGCAUGAAAAAUUCAUGGAAAUUGUCAGAAGGGUUUGUUGCUGAAGAGGCGAGGAGUUUGUUACCUUUUCGUGCAAACAGCAGAGUCGAUCUUCUAAGAAAUUAUACGGCUAUUGUUCUUUCUGCGUUCGUUACAGCGGGAUUAUUUGAGAGUUUGGUGCAAGUGAUUACAACUUCAGGGAAUUUGGUCUCCGUUCGCGCUACGAUAGUUUUAGGUCAAUUACUUCAUAUGGCCAACACUCUCUUACCUCCUGAAUGCAGCAGUCACACGCAUUGUUUACCUACUUUAAUGAAUAUUGCCACAUCAUUUCAAGUUACUCGUCAAGAGCGAGGACGGGCAAGCUCUGCUGUGAAUUGCCUUGACAGACUUCAUCAGUUGAAAAAACGAAGGCUAAGUCCUCAGUCGUUGUUUUUGGAAUUUUUAACAAUGCAAUCAAAAUCAAGUGACAGCAAAAAUAAAAAGAAACGAGAGCGCGAGAGGGAAAACAUCUUCAAAUAUUCUAGAUCUGAAAAUGACAAUGAGGAAGACAUGAUUCGAGAGUUAAGUAUGGGCUCUGCAAACGAGUGCGAUAUAUUGAGCUGGGAUGUAAUUGCUGCUGUAUUACAGUCUCCUACUCUGAACCUUCGUAAAUUGGAAGAAAUUGGAUGUAUAAGCUUCAUCAGUAAUCUACUAUAUUUCUAUCAACCAAGUAGUCAACAAUUUUGUACCGUUGAGUUUGAAGAUGUCAAGGCGAAGAAAUUGUCCGAAAUUGGACUUCUGCUGAUCGAUUUUCUUCUAGCAAAUAUUUAUGAAAGUCAACGUAUGAUUGAGGAUUUUGCUAGAGAAUUUUCCGAAUGUCUUGCCAAGACUACAAAGGAUGCAAACAAUGGUAUCCUUGGUGAAGAAAGUUUGAUGAAGACAGCCAGUCGUUAUUAUUUCGUCUUUUUUGGAAGACUGUCUUGUUCUAGUGAAGGUCAUAAGAUUUUGAGCUCGACUAGAGUCUAUGAACACUAUCUGGACCUUGCGUCAAUGAAAUCACGUGACUGUCUACUGAAACUAAUACUGGCCAGUUUGGACUACAGACGCAAUGAAAUCAGUAGAAUUAUCCUUUCUAAGAUUCUAACUGCAUCAACGAAGAAUGUUCGUCUUUACGCUACCAAAUUUUUGCGUGCAUUAUUGAGAGCGAAAGUUGCGUUUUUUAAUAAUUGGGGAAUAGAACUUUUGGUUACUCAGUUGUAUGAUCACGAUUAUGACAUUGCAAUGGAGUCUGCUGAUGUAUUAGAAGAAGCAAGCGAAGAUGAGGCGAAUCUUCAAUAUUUGGUCCAACUACGUCCUGCUUUGCUUCAUCUUGGAGAGAAAGGCUGGCGAUUACUUACUAGGUUUUUAUCAGUAGACAAAGGUUUUACAUAUUUAACUGGACUCGGUUAUGUCCAUUCACUCAUGGAACUAUGGCGUGAGAAAUAUUGUUGUGAAUAUGUGAAAUGGGUGGAAGAAGCUCUUGCUGAAGCUUUGACAACAUAUCAGAAACCAACAGAUGACGAUGGUGGAUAUGUUAGACAAUCAUCUAGAAAGAAUAUAAAGCAUCAUGUUUAUGUUCCUACACAUUUCUUUGGGGAAAUCGUGAAGUUAAAGAGUGGUUAUGAAUAUCUCUGUCAAACGGGAUAUGUGGGACAGUUUGUGAACACAGUUCGGAUGUUCGAUUUUGAAAAAACUGGUGAUAUUUUAAAUGUAAAAACAGCUCUUUGGACGCUGGGUCAUAUUGGAACAUCAAGUUGGGGUCUUAGUAUUCUCCUUGACGAAAACAUAAUCCCUUUGAUUGUAGAAAUGGCCAACUGCUGUAGUGUUUUAACAGUAAAAGGAACGUGUUUUUACGUACUUGGCUUAAUUGCAACGACGCAUCAAGGAGUAGAUAUACUGAAAACACUUAAUUGGGAAAGCGUUCGACAUAAAGUACUGGACUUGUGGCCUGUCGUUGAAGUAAAAGAAGAAGCUCUGCCUUACUCGAAGUGGUUUGUUUCAUCGCUGUCUACUGUAACAGAUUACUACCUACAGAGCGUGGAUGAGAGUGUCAAACAGAGGAAAUCAGAAAGUGAAACCGAGGAUGGUCAUAAAUCUUUGUAUGACGAAGCCAGUGGUGUUUAUCUCGGUUUAGAACGUCGCUUGAGCAAUGUCUACGACAAGAGCAGCGGCGUUUAUUUAGGUGAAGAAGCUCCUAAAGUACCCAAACACGAUGAAGGAACAGGAAGUGGAAUUUUAAUGAGUAUGCUGGAAGAAAAACAGCAGCAGGCUUAUUAUGAGGAAGAACAUGAUAGUUUUUUAUUUCAAGAUGAACGCUCUAGCGGAUCUCCUGAAGACGUUGAAACAAAGAGUGAGACCCCGUCUUUACUUGAGAGGAUUAAAAACGUUUCAAUUCCCGCACAUCUCAUGCCGCCCCCGGCUAAACCUUUCUCUUCACGAAAAUCGCGGAGUGAAAAUGACAGCCCUCGUGGUAUGAAAAGAAGAACAACUCCUGCUCGCCAAGACAACAGUCCAAAAUUAUUGGCACGAAGCGAGUCCUAUCCAAUAAAUGCAACUAACGUUGCUAAACAUUCGCCUGAAAGUGAUAGCAGUGGUCACCACAAUAAUCAAUUGAAGACAAUAAAUCUUGCGCCCUAUGAGGGAUCCUUCGGGGAAAACUCGCUCAUUAGUAGAAUUCUUAAAAGCCAAAGCACUGUUCCAGUAAAAGAUGGUAAGACUGAGGCUGAUCAAUCAAGUGCAAGUCCUUUGAGCAGCACUCCUGGGUCACGUGUUGUGGGGGAGAGUGAUGAAGUUCGUCACGUGCGUAGUUCUAGUGGAGUGAGUGAAUCCAGUUGCAGAUCUAUUUCCUCAAUGGAAACUUCACAAAGUUUCGGAAGCUAUCGAAGUCAUUCAAGUUUGGAAGAAAAUAUUCCAGUGCAUUUGGAAUUGGAUAAAACUUUGAAAAACAUUGAAAAAACAGCAACUGGAACUAAGCCGUGCUCGAAGUUCCAGUCUGAAUCAAUCAAAACAGAAGCUCGUAGUGCCAGUUUUUCUGGAAUGAGCGAAGAUAUGAAAAGUUAUCCAGUUCGUGCAAAUCGACAAUUUUGUCUGAGCAAUUACUCUAUGAGCUCGCCAGUACAAGAAAGAGGUUCUCUAAUGGUGGGAAGUAACACUGAAGUAAUGUUACUUGAUAAUAAGACAUUGGUUUUAAAGAAUCUUUCUAGGAAUGAUGAAAUCGAUGAAUUUGGUGGAUCGUAUUUUGAUGAAAUGAGUGUAUGCGAGGGAGGUUUGGGCGAGAUUGCGUCCAUGAGAAAUGAUCUUAGUCGUGAUGUUGAAACGCCCGUUGAUGAAAUUACGAGGAAAUUUCCACGAAAUUUUUACUCACGUAGUGCAAGCUCGUCCAGCUUAGCUCCACGUGCUCGACGAUUAAAGAAAAGUUCUACUUCUAUGUCAAUAUGGAGUCUUCAAUCCGUUCCGAUAAGUCCCACAUCUCCUGGUGAUACUGAUAAUCCUGAUGUGUUUCCAACUUAUACUUCCUUUCGUGAUGCUUAUGGUUAUUCAGCUUUGAGUAAUUUACGCAAAAAGCGAAGCAUUAACCGAGAUAUUGAAUCACGAAUUGGUGGGAUGAAUCAAUCAUUUGCUAUUGUUGGUCCUCCUAUUCCUGUGUCACGUCCUGUAUCGUUGGAUAUUGUUAGUGAAAGUCAAGGAUCAGUUUCUUCAUCUUUACCCACUCCAUCUCCAAUGGAUCAUCAAUAUGGUAGAAAAUUGACAGUCAGUUCUUCUCGAGGAAAUGAAUUAAUGGGAUUGACAUUGCCAAUUGAUCUCAACCAUUUUUUUCUGGUUCCCGAAUCACCAUUCAAAGGAUCGUGGGCGACAAACUUUAAUGCUGCACUAUCCAAUAUGUCAGGAAACCAUUUAACUAGUAAAAUAAAGUCUCCUAAAGACAGCGUAUUGAUCGAUUUAACUAAGUCUUCGUCAAAAAGGAAUACCUCGGGUGUUAGUGGUUCGAAAAGUAGCAAGCAGUUAUCAUUUGAUGAAUGUGAAGAAGAUGGGACACUUCAAACAGAAAAUGUUGAAACUAAAAGUAAUCCAUCAAAAAGUAAAAGCCAAACUACUUCAUUUUCUGGAAGCAUUUUAGAGAAGUUCUUAAAAGGAAAACAAUUAGAUGCAGUCACUGGGAAAGAUCAUGCUUUGAUUAAACGAGAAAUAUUAAGAUUAGUUAUGAAUUUGAGUAGCGCAGUAACGUCCAGAUCUCAUCAAGAGUCCUUAAGAAGUUGGAAAGAGUGUGUACCACAAUUUUUUGAGGACCUUUUUCUGUACCAUCAAGUUAUGGAGCAAAUGGCUUUAUACAAUUAUAAACUCCACAUGCGAAGGUUUAUACAAGAAUUUUUCGAAAAUAUCAAAUUCACUCAGUUGAAUGAUGAAGCAGAUGUAAUAAUGAAAAAAAUACAUAAUUAAUAAAUGAAUGCACAAUAAAGUAUAUAAAUCCAUUUAUUCUUGAAAUGUACAAAAUAAUUCUGCAGGAAAACUUUCAACAUUUGGUAGUGAUUUUGUCUUGAUAACAUGUAUAAUAUCUUGCUGUAGUUACUAUAGAUGUUUGAUUCACAUAGAGAACUAGUAUUGAAUGCCUAAUGAAUGAGAUUGUUCAACAACUCAUUAGAAGUGUUUUCUUUUCAUUAAAGUGUUUCCACAUCAA
Messenger RNA from Xenia sp. Carnegie-2017, 5835 nucleotides. Its product is annotated as rapamycin-insensitive companion of mTOR-like. Gene Ontology annotation, cellular component: TORC2 complex. The transcript has 42 exons. Gene Ontology annotation, molecular function: protein serine/threonine kinase activator activity. Bases 120 to 5597 code for a protein of 1825 amino acids. Lineage: Eukaryota; Metazoa; Cnidaria; Anthozoa; Malacalcyonacea; Xeniidae. Gene Ontology annotation, biological process: positive regulation of phosphatidylinositol 3-kinase/protein kinase B signal transduction; TORC2 signaling. The record is from RefSeq and is a predicted model, not a curated record.